Triticum turgidum subsp. durum (durum wheat) is the source of this 687-nucleotide messenger RNA. Lineage: Eukaryota; Viridiplantae; Streptophyta; Magnoliopsida; Poales; Poaceae. The record is from the annotation of a GenBank genome assembly.
AUGGUAGCAGCCAUGGAGGAGCAAGCGUCCAAAGGAGGCUCAGAGGAAACUUUCGCCGUCGUGAAUCCUGCGGGCCAGGCCGCCGUCACGGGGUCCGGCGACGGCGCGAACCAUCAGACCGGCGAACACGACGCGACGAUUACGAGGCCGCUGCCGCCCCGUAGUAAUAAUUAUGGGGCCGUCGUCAUCGGCGGCACCUUCGACCGCCUGCACCGCGGCCACCACCUCUUCCUCCAGGCGGCGGCGGAGCUGGCGAGGGAGCGGAUCGUGAUCGGCGUCUGCGACGGCCCGAUGCUCGCCAAGAAGAAGUAUGGUUACCUGAUACAACCAAUCGAGACGCGGAUGGAAAAUGUCAAGGAUUAUAUCAAGUCUGUCAAGCCGGAUCUUGAGGUUCAUGUCGAACCAAUCAUCGACCCUUAUGGCCCCUCCAUUGUCGACGAGGCUCUCGAGGCGAUCGUUGUCAGCAAGGAGACAUUGCCAGGAGGGCAUGCUGUCAACAGGAAGAGGGCCGAGAGAGGCCUCACACAGCUGGAGAUUGAGGUGGCGGAACUAGUGCCAGAGAAAUCUACAGGAAACAAGAUCAGCUCUACAGCAUUCAGAAAGAUUGAGGCCGAAAAGGCGCUGCAGCAGCAAAUGCUGGACCAGCAGGAGGAGCAACAAGCAGUUGAGUUGGAGUGCAGGACAUAG